GAUACAUUUAUCAAAACUGCCAAAAUAAAAACAGAAACUACAGAAAACUUAAUAACAUUACCAUGCGGGGAUUUGACAUUAAGCUGCAAACCUUUACCUCUGCCAGGUGAAAACAUCCUUCGUCGUGAAGCCCCGCCUACACACCAAUCCAGACACCCCGAUACCUCUAAUCCACGAAGUCACGCCCACAAGCCAUUCAAACCCGCCUUAUAACGAGCGGCCAAAACAGGAGGCGGCCAGACGAAGCAUUCAGUGUCCGCUUAAGCUCCCUCAGCCCGCAUGACCAGGCGAACCUAGCGCGGACUUCUGUCCUAAACGUUUCGGUUUGAUUUACUCGGAAACGUUUCUGUACGAGGUUGGAAACAUGGCUUUGGCGGACGCGCUCUUGCCGUCCAUCAGCACCUUCUCAGAGUGCCAGACCCUGGAGGAAAAGCAUGCUGAAAUACUGCGUGACUGGUCACCGGCUGGGUCAGAGGACGCCUCAAAGCCGCUGAUCGAGCUCGAGUUCAGCAUCGUGGAGUCCAAAGACGAGGACGAGCUUGCCAAGUUUCUGGAUCUGGAGUUUAUUCUGUCCAACUCUCUCUCCGGAGAGGCCCCGGCCCCGCCUCCUCCCGCCGCUUACACCCUGCCCGAGUCUCCGGAUAGCUGCGGCCACGCGCACGACGCGCACGGACCGCUGGUGGCCGAGCUUCUUUCGUCACCGGACGCGAACUACCGGGCUGUGGACUACACGGACCUCGGAAAUCAUCACCACGUUCCUGCGCACGCCUUGGCCUACGGCCUAAAAACGGAGCGCAGCGAGCGGUCGUGCAUGAUGACAGCCGACUACCCGGGACAGUUUUUUGAAGCAAAAGCGCACGGCAUGGGGGUUGGGAUCGCGCACGAGCAGCACGCACACGCAUUCGCCCAGCAGGUGCAACAGCUCUCCCGGGACCUCCAGCAGCAACAACAGCACCAGCAUCAUCUUCACCAGCAGCAGCAGCAGCAGCAACAGCCGUCUUACGUGCACGCGCAGCCGUACGCGUCUCAGUACCCGCAGCACUAUCACGGACACUAUGCCGCGUACGCGCAGCAACAUCAACAGCAGCACCCGGGCUUGAACGUGCUCACCCCACCUACUUCACCGUUGCUGGACCUUCUGCGCGCGGAUGAGCAGAGCAGACCUAGGCGCGGGAGGCGCACUUGGGCGCGGAAGCGCGCGGCCACGCACAGCUGCGAGUUCGCGGGCUGCGGGAAGACCUACACCAAAAGCUCCCACCUGAAAGCGCACAUGCGUACACAUACUGGUGAGAAACCCUACCACUGUAACUGGGAGGGCUGCGGCUGGAAGUUCGCCCGAUCAGAUGAGCUGACCCGCCACUACAGGAAACACACCGGGCACAGGCCCUUCCAGUGCCACCUGUGCGAGAGGGCUUUCUCCCGCUCAGAUCACCUGGCCCUGCACAUGAAGAGGCACAUGUAAAUGACUGUAGUUCUUUUCUAUUCGAGGCUAACCCUGCUCUGGGACGGCAGCUGUACAUACGACGACGAAGACAUGGACUUUUAUAAAUUAUAGCAGUAUUUAAGAAGGAGAGAGAUUUCCUGAGGCAAUAAGUUAUUUAGAGAUGACUGAGAUGAGCUUCGGAAGAGAAACAGGGCAGGACCCCUAUUUUUGUACAUAUUGGUUUUGUUUCUUAUACAGAGAUUGUUCAUACAUUUAGGUCAAGACAGGUAAAGCUUUCGUUUGGUUUUAUAGUGGAACACAGGACUCUUAUUUGUACAGAGAGAUAUUUUAGAUAUAUCAGAGAUAUAUGUAUGACUCUGUUGGGCUUCAGGAAUGUUCUAUCAGGUACUUAAAUGGAGUUUAAAGUGCCCUGCCUUUAUCGUUCACUGAAUCAGAAGUGGAAAGCUUAUAUGCUACCUGUUUUGUAAUCUACAUACUUGAAUAUUGUGUAUUUUUUGUAUAUAAACUUUGAAUUACAAUAUAAAAACUUGUUCACAUUC
Messenger RNA from Astyanax mexicanus (Mexican tetra), 1983 nucleotides. RefSeq names its product Kruppel-like factor 17 (gene klf17). The record is from RefSeq and is a predicted model, not a curated record. The coding region runs from base 365 to 1462 and encodes 365 amino acids. Gene Ontology annotation, molecular function: DNA-binding transcription factor activity, RNA polymerase II-specific; RNA polymerase II cis-regulatory region sequence-specific DNA binding. The transcript is spliced from 3 exons. Lineage: Eukaryota; Metazoa; Chordata; Actinopteri; Characiformes; Acestrorhamphidae. Gene Ontology annotation, biological process: regulation of transcription by RNA polymerase II.